CAACCGAAAACGAGGAGAGGAAGUCAGAGCAAUUUAAACAGUAGUCAGUCAUACGCUUUCCUCCCUACUUGUAACUUGCACGAUUCCGCUUUUCUCCAAUGCUGAAAUAUUUAAUUACUAUGCUCAUCUCUACCUGAUCUCCUCGCACUUUUGUUUCGUCCCUAGAUAGUUGAUUUCAACUUUGUUUAACGAUGCUAAGUGCAGCGAAGAUUGACAACAAGAGCGGAAUGAUGGCAAAAGUUCACACAAGGAUAAGAGCGGAUCCCUUCUCGGCCAAUUACGAGCUGGCUGGCAAAGAACUGGGCCGGGGAAAGUUUGCGGUGGUGAAGAAGUGCACGGAGAAGUCGACGGGCAAGCAGUACGCCGCCAAGUUCCUGCGCAAGCGGCGGAAGGGUCAGGACUGCCGCGUGGACAUCCUCAACGAGAUCGCCGUGCUGGAGCUGGCCAAGUGCAACCCGUACGUUGUGGCCCUUCAUGAGGUCUACGAGACGGCUACCGAGAUCGUCCUGGUGCUUGAAUGUGCCGGCGGUGGCGAGAUCUUCGACCAGUGCGUCGCCGACAACGACGACGCAUUCACAGAGAAAGACGUCAUCCGGUUGGCCCGACAGAUUCUGAUGGGGGUGGCUUUCCUGCAUUGCAACAAUGUUGUGCAUCUUGAUCUGAAGCCACAGAACAUCCUGCUGACCAGCGCGAGGCCCCUGGGUGACAUCCGCAUCGUGGAUUUCGGCCUGUCCAGACACAUGGACAGCAUCAGCGAGGUCCGGGAGAUUCUGGGUACUCCGGAGUAUGUCGCACCAGAGAUUCUGAGCUAUGAACCCAUCAGCACUGCGACGGACAUGUGGAGCAUCGGGGUACUGACCUACGUGAUGCUGACUGGCGAGUCGCCCUUCCUGGGCGAUCACAAGCAGGAGACGUUCCUCAACAUCUCACAAGUCAGCGUCGAGUACUCGCACGAUACCUUCCAGGACAUCUCGCCGCUGGCCGUCGACUUCAUCAAGUCGCUGUUGGUGAAAAACCCCAGGAAGAGAGCCACGGCGGAAGAAUGCCUGAGCCACCCUUGGCUCAAACCCCACCCCCUCGUGCACCACCACCUCCACGCCACGCGGUCCUCCUCAUCCUUGGACGAACCCGACGCCGGCGACACCAGCCAGUCCGAGGAAUCCGAGCCCGAGAGCCCGGCGCCGUCCCCGGAGCUGGGCCUGAUGGACUCGUACCUAACGUGCCCGUGUCAGGGCGAGUUGAAGACGGGCUGCGGCUCCUUCAGCUUCGCCGAGCCGCCCUUCGCCCCUCGGCCCGAAAUACAGCAGGAGCUCAUCUGCUGAAGGACAGACGGACAGACAGACUCACUCCCUCUUUCAAGACGCCUGUGUAGAUUGACUCGGAGGAAACGACGAGGACGAAGAAGACUGGUUCCUCGUUUUAAACCGGAUUAGCCUUCCAAACACAGUUUUGGUCACAAGAGGUGUCCAAACUUAGUUCUGGACGUCUCAACAGUCUACAAUGAGUUUUUUUUUUUGGGGGGUGAAGGA
This is a messenger RNA of Hippocampus zosterae (dwarf seahorse), 1529 nucleotides long. It is a transcript of the gene stk17al, whose product is annotated as serine/threonine kinase 17a like. The transcript is spliced from 7 exons. The record is from RefSeq and is a predicted model, not a curated record. Gene Ontology annotation, biological process: intracellular signal transduction; protein phosphorylation; positive regulation of apoptotic process. Lineage: Eukaryota; Metazoa; Chordata; Actinopteri; Syngnathiformes; Syngnathidae. Gene Ontology annotation, molecular function: protein serine/threonine kinase activity; ATP binding. Bases 192 to 1322 code for a protein of 376 amino acids. Gene Ontology annotation, cellular component: nucleus.